ACGUUUGAGAAGUCAAUGAGGAAUGUUGUACGAAGAACAUCCUAACGCAUUUAAUAAUAAACGCUUUUACUAUGUAUUAUCCUUGUAGAUUGCUGUCUUCCUUUCAUGCCUGUGGUUUGAAAUUUGAAAACAUGUAGCUGUGUAUAUAUAUGUAUCAGGGGAGUAACGCAGAAAAUCUUUUGAUGUAUUGAUUUUGUGAUAGAGCGAAAUGCUCAGGAGCGUCAAUACAUGCACGCUUACAAGGGUCUACAUAUACAAGAAAUGCCAAUCAUAAACGGCUAACGGAUUAUUAUUAGAGAUGCUUUCUUACAAAUCGGCGUAGUUGACGCAUAAGUUGGAGUGACGAGCUAACCGGACAGCACUUGAGAUUCUUUCCGGCGAAAGUUUCACGUCUGAAACAAUGAAAUUGUACCUUGUGGUUCCCAGUAGUUUUGUUUUAUUUACUCCGUACAGAUGCUCGUACUACUUGACAGUCUUGUGUAAUAUUAAGAACGUAGCAGUUGUAACAUCUGGAUGAGCAGCCGAAGGCGCAAUGUAGGGACCCGAAGUUUCCUCACAAUGGAAAGAAUAGAAGAUAUGUUGUUCUCAGCUAUCUCUAAGGGGGAUGUGCAUAAUGUUGGAUACCUUCUUUCAAAAGGUGCAAACAUGAAUGUCAUCUGUGGACAAGGACGUACAUCUCUGGGACUGGCUGCAGAGCUCGGUAAUACAGCAGUGCUCCAGAAAUUACUAGAUUUCAGUAAUGCACCAGCUAUUUACAGCCGAGAGCGUGAUAAUAGAAAACGUCGUGCAAAGAAGUGGAAACGUGAUCCAGAAUUGGGUGGGACACCAGUAAAUCAGAAUCAUACAGCUGCUGCACAAACUAGCACCAGUAAUCAAGCAGAGGUUCGCACUCCUGAAGGCAUGGAUGCACUAGAAUGGGAUCCAGAGAUGUCAGCAACUGCUCCAGGGCCUCCUGAUAAAGAUGAGGAACAUUGGAGUAGACUUUACAUGUGGUAUGCUGGUAUACUUGACAGAACUAGCACAAUGUAUGACAUACCACAUAGUUGUGAUGUAAAUCACCAGGAUUACUACAGUCGCUGUGCUCUGCAUUAUGCUGCAGAGCAAGGUCAUGAAGAUGCUGUUUUACUACUUACUGCUGCUGGAUGUCGUGUUGAUAUUGGAGACAAAGAGAACCGCACUCCUUUACAUCUAGCAGCUUCCCGUGGGCACAGUGCUGUAGCAGUCCACCUGCUUGACUCAGGGGCAGAAGUUAAUCGCAAAACUAGUGACAGGACCUCAGCAUUGCACAUUGCAGCUUCAAGAGGCUUUACGAACUUUGUACGUGUUUUACUGGAGCAUGGAGCAAAUGUUGAUGCACUUGAUGCAUCAGAUCGCACACCACUGAUGUUAGCAGUGUUACGUCGCCGUGAUCAAGUUGUGCGUGUCCUAGUUGAACAUGGUGCUAAAGUCAACAUUGAAGAAAUUCAUGGUUAUACUCCUCUUUGUGAAGCAGUUUGGCAAAAGAGUGUACCUAUGGUGAAAAUUCUUCUGGAUGCUGGUGCAAAAGUGACACAGUCUCACUACCUAUUGCAUUACGCCAUAAUGCAUCGCCAGGUAGACAUGGCACGUCUGUUGUUACAAGCUGGAUGUAUUGUCAAUUUGCGUGAUGACAAUGGUGACACACCACUCAUUGCUGCUGCUCGUACUGGAAAUUGUGAAAUUACAGAGUUGCUUUUAAAAAAUGGUGCAAAUGUCAACUAUUCAAAUGGUCUAACAGGGAGCGGACCACUACAUGAAUCAGUUGAAUAUACUCGUGACUCUGAUUUUCAGACAUUUGUUGAAAUGGUCAAAGUCCUCCGAUCACAUGGUGCUAUUUUAAAUGCACACUCUUUAACUGGUGGUGACACUCCUCUUUUUAGAGCCAUUCUUUUGCAAAAAUAUAAAGCUGCUGCUCUCCUGAUAAGACUUGGUUCUGAUGUCAACAUGUGUGAUGUUAAUAUAUGUGGUGUAGAUCUUGUUACUUUAGCUAGAAAAAGAAAUCACUUUGGGCUAAUUCGUAUGUUGAUUUAUGCGGGUUUUAAUCUGCAUCAGAAUUUUCCUGAAAUUGAACCUCCAAAUAACCCUGAUGCAUUGGACCUAGAUUCUAUUGAUGGUUGGAUGAAAUACAUGAAAUAUAAUCCAAUGCGUCUCACAGAUCUCUGCAGAAUAGUUUUAAGGAAACAAAUGGGAGAGAGAGUUUCUGAGGUUGUGUCAAAGUCAUUUUUGCCACAAAUAUUGAAGAGUUACAUGAUGUUAGAAGAUGUAUUGACAUAGCUGUUGUUAAGUGAGUGAUCUGUUAUUGGUCUAUGUACCUGGAGUAUAAUAAAAUCACCAUUAACUUUAAUAAAAAUA
Messenger RNA from Schistocerca americana (American grasshopper), 2370 nucleotides. RefSeq names its product serine/threonine-protein phosphatase 6 regulatory ankyrin repeat subunit A-like. The transcript has 7 exons. Gene Ontology annotation, molecular function: protein binding. The record is from RefSeq and is a predicted model, not a curated record. Lineage: Eukaryota; Metazoa; Arthropoda; Insecta; Orthoptera; Acrididae. The coding region runs from base 514 to 2292 and encodes 592 amino acids.